CAUAACACGCCGGUGCCAGCCCCUCCCCCUCCUAACACCACAUGAAGCAAGGCCACCACCACGCUCAGUCGUCAGUCGGGCCCACGCAGAUCAUCAUGGCGUCUGCACUUCUCCGCUCAUUGAAGGGGGCUCACACUCUCACCCCACUGUGGCGCAGCUACAGCUCUGCUGCUCCUGCCACAAAGCUCUACAUCAAUGGCAAGUUUGUAGAAAGUAAAACAAAGGAGUUCUUUGAUGUCCACAACCCUGCUACAAAUGAGGUGGUGACCCGAGUACCAUUGGCGACUCAAGAUGAGAUGGAGGCGGCAGUGUCAGCUGCCCGGGAGGCCUUCACCACCUGGAGCCAGACGUCUGUCCUCACUCGCCAGCAGGUCAUGUUCAAGUAUCAGCAACUCAUCAGGCAGAACAUUCACGAAUUGGCAAAGAUCAUCACUCUUGAGCAAGGAAAGACACUGGUGGAUGCUGAAGGAGAUGUCAUGAGAGGCCUGCAGGUGGUGGAGCACUGCUGCAGUAUCACCAGUUUGCAACUUGGGGAGACCAUGCCCAGCAUCUCUAAGGACAUGGAUACACACUCGUAUCGUGUUCCUCUUGGAGUGUGUGCUGGCAUUGCUCCAUUCAACUUCCCCGCUAUGAUUCCUCUCUGGAUGUUCCCUGUUGCUGUGGUGUGUGGCAACACCUACGUGUUCAAACCAUCAGAACGGGUCCCUGGUGCAGCCAUGUUGCUGAUAGAGCUGCUGCAGGAAGCUGGCUGUCCUAGUGGGGUGGUGAAUGUGAUCCAUGGUCAACACAAAGCUGUAAACUUUAUCUGUGAUGAUCCACACAUCAGGGCCAUCUCCUUUGUGGGAUCUGACCAAGCUGGCAAGUAUAUCUACGAACGUGGCUCCAUGAAGGGCAAGCGUGUGCAGUCAAACAUGGGUGCCAAAAACCACGGGGUGAUCAUGCCAGAUGCCAACAAGGAGACCACCCUCACCCAGCUAGUGGGAGCUGCCUUUGGUGCUGCAGGACAGAGGUGUAUGGCCUUGAGUACUGCCAUCUUUGUUGGAGAAUCUGCCAAGUGGUUGCCAGAGCUGGCAGAGCGCUCCAAGAAUCUGAAGGUGAAUGCUGGACACGAGGCUGGAGCAGACUUGGGACCAGUCAUCUCCCCAGCUGCCAAGGACCGUAUCUGUAGUCUGGUUCAGUCUGGCAUUGACGAAGGUGCCACUUGCAUGUUGGAUGGAAGAAAUCUCAUUGUCCCCGGUUAUGAACAAGGAAACUUUGUGGGACCAACCAUCCUCACUGAUGUUAAGCCUCAUAUGCAAUGCUACAAGGAGGAGAUCUUUGGCCCUGUGCUGGUGGCUCUUACUGUGGAUACUCUGGAUGAUGCCAUCCGGGUGAUCAAUGAGAACCCAUAUGGCAAUGGAACUGCAAUCUUUACCACCAAUGGAGCCACGGCUAGGAAGUUCACUUACACAGCUGAUGCUGGCCAGGUGGGAAUCAACGUGCCCAUCCCUGUCCCUCUGCCCAUGUUCUCCUUCACUGGCUCCCGGGGAUCCUUCUUGGGGGAUGCCAACUUCUAUGGAAAGGCUGGAAUCAACUUCUACACGCAGCUGAAGACGGUAACACAGAUGUGGCGAGAGACUGACGUCACACCCACACAGUCAGCAACAGCCAUGCCAGUCAUGCGCUGAACACACAAGUAAUGGCAAGACAAGUUCCUUUGAGUAACAAAUUGUGCAUUAUAUAACUGGUUGUAAAAUAUAUGUUCAGUAGCUAAAUAGGACCUGUAUUUAAGCUCUUAUGGCCAAGAUGUUUGUCCCAUCAGUUAGCUGAGCUAAUGUUUAUCUUGAAGGUGGUAUCUUCUAAAAUACCCCAGAAAAAAUAAAUUGCUCCUUUCAGCUUUGUUUGGCAGACAUUCCAGUUAUGAAGAAUAAAGUUGAUUUAAGAAUUAUUAAUUCAUGAUGCUAGAAGGGCAUUUGUAAACUUAAUUCUUCAGUUUGGCAGCUCUGUAAACAAAUUUACAAUACAGAUUUUUGUAUAA
Messenger RNA from Portunus trituberculatus (swimming crab), 2017 nucleotides. RefSeq names its product probable methylmalonate-semialdehyde dehydrogenase [acylating], mitochondrial. Gene Ontology annotation, biological process: thymine catabolic process; L-valine catabolic process. The record is from RefSeq and is a predicted model, not a curated record. Gene Ontology annotation, cellular component: mitochondrion. Lineage: Eukaryota; Metazoa; Arthropoda; Malacostraca; Decapoda; Portunidae. The coding region runs from base 42 to 1667 and encodes 541 amino acids. The transcript is spliced from 11 exons. Gene Ontology annotation, molecular function: methylmalonate-semialdehyde dehydrogenase (acylating, NAD+) activity; malonate-semialdehyde dehydrogenase (acetylating, [NAD(P)+]) activity.